This is a messenger RNA of Dibothriocephalus latus, 786 nucleotides long. The record is from the annotation of a GenBank genome assembly. Lineage: Eukaryota; Metazoa; Platyhelminthes; Cestoda; Diphyllobothriidea; Diphyllobothriidae.
AACGAGCGCGCACUUCGGGACACCGUAACAUCCUAUGGCGUUGUCAGUGUCUGCAGAGAAAUAGAUGGAAAAUCAGGAUUCGUGUCUGUUGACUCUACCGUAUUGGUUCCCGGAGACGUCAUUGAAAUUCCCCGCGAAGGAACCCUUAUGUAUUGCGAUGCCGUGCUACUCAGGGGAAACUGUAUAGUAAACGAAAGCACUCUCACUGGUGAAAGUGUUCCGGUAACCAAAAUCCCAUAUGUCGCGGCAAAUGCGGCCGGUGGGAAUGCACAGCAGUUUGAGGUAAAAUCGGCCUCUAAGAGCAUGCUUUUUUGUGGGACAUCAGUUAUCCAGACGCGCAACUUUGCAGACCAAUCUGUUACCGCUGUGGUCGUGCGAACAGGUUUUCGAACAGCUAAAGGUGAAAUGGUUCGGGCUAUUCUCUUUCCAAAGCCCAUGCGAUUCAAAUUCAAUCAGGACGUCGGAAAAUUUAUUGGAGCCCUCUCGGUGUUGGCCAUAAUCGGUUUUGGUGUGUCUGUUUAUCUUCUGUUGAGAAAUGGAGAAGAUACAGACGUCAUCGUCAAGCGAGCAUUCGACUUGAUUACUAUUGUUGUGCCGCCUGCCUUACCUGUGGCCAUGACUGUUGGUAUCGUAUUUGCGCAGGGACGUCUGAAAAAACGCCAGAUUUUCUGUAUGAACCCAAGUGCAAUCAAUGCCUGUGGUGCCAUCAACGUCGCCUGUUUUGAUAAAGUGAGCUCAAAUACAUACUUUUCUGAUACAGCUGAGGACGAAGCACCACGAAUCUAA